Molecule: messenger RNA, 1162 nt
Organism: Trichomycterus rosablanca
Lineage: Eukaryota; Metazoa; Chordata; Actinopteri; Siluriformes; Trichomycteridae
Gene: tk1
Product: thymidine kinase 1, soluble
Exons: 7
Coding region: 92-787 (231 amino acids)
Biological process (GO): thymidine metabolic process
Molecular function (GO): ATP binding; thymidine kinase activity
Source: RefSeq, a predicted model, not a curated record
UUUCAAAUCAGUCUUGGAUUCGGUGCUGGUCGCUCUUCCUGAGUUUUAUUUUGUUUUUAAUUGUAAAUAAUUGUAAGCUGUAAAUAACAACAUGGAGUUUUUAGAUGCGCCGAUAAUUUUUCCAGCUUCCCCCAACAAGACGAAGGGUCAAAUUCAGGUUAUAUUUGGACCAAUGUUUUCUGGAAAAAGCACAGAGCUGAUGCGAAGGGUACGGCGCUUCCAGAUUGCCCAGUACACCUGCUUGGUGAUCAAAUAUGCCAAAGACACUCGUUACUCUGACAAAGGAAUGGCUACACAUGACCGCAAUACGAUGGAAGCCGUGCCAGCUAGUUGUCUCAGAGAUGUGUGGUCACUGGCCCAGCAGGCAUGCGUUAUCGGUAUCGAUGAAGGACAGUUUUUUCCAGACACUGUUGAAUUCUGUGAGGAAAUGGCCAACAUGGGGAAAACUGUUAUUGUUGCAGCUCUUGAUGGAACAUUUCAGAGAAAGCCUUUUGGUAACAUCCUAAACCUGGUCCCCUUGGCUGAGAGCGUGGUGAAGCUGAAUGCUGUGUGUAUGCAGUGCUAUAGAGAAGCAGCCUACACCAAGAGACUCGGAGCUGAGAAAGAGGUGGAAGUGAUCGGAGGGGCGGAUAAAUACCACGCAGUGUGCAGAGCCUGUUAUGGAGGCCUGAUGUCGAAUAAGGAGAACUAUGCCCCCAAGAGGGAUGAGACACCCUCUCAGUCUCGGACAGGAAGACAGUUGGACCCUGGUGCACCACGCAAGCUCUUCGCCAGCCUUCAUUUAUGAGCUGAUCUGAUACGCAGUUCUAGUAGGAAUUAAUAUUUAAGAAUUUAAUGCAUCAGCUACAAUAUUAAGCAAUGGCUGUUACAUUUUACUGGCACAUAAAUUAUAUUAGUAACCAAAAUCAUCUCAUUUAUAGUCAUUAAAAUGAUAUUAAGCAAUCGUGUGUUGCUAAGCAAUUAUUUAAUGAGAAAUAACUUAAAAACCUAAUGGCUUAAUUUGGUCUUCCAAUAAAAAAAUUUUCACAAUAGUGUCAAAUGUAUGUCGGUGUACAGUACUGUAUUGUGUGUGUGUGUGUGUGUGUGUGUGUGUGUGUGUGUGUGUGUGUGUGUAUAUAUAUUGUCCUUAAAUAUUUUAAUAAACAUGUUUUGUUUUUAAAAA